Messenger RNA from Callorhinchus milii (elephant shark), 1589 nucleotides. It is a transcript of the gene ruvbl1, whose product is annotated as RuvB-like AAA ATPase 1. The record is from RefSeq and is marked provisional. NCBI's taxonomy places the organism in Eukaryota, Metazoa, Chordata, Chondrichthyes, Chimaeriformes, Callorhinchidae. Gene Ontology annotation, molecular function: DNA helicase activity; ATP hydrolysis activity; ATP binding. Gene Ontology annotation, cellular component: R2TP complex; Swr1 complex; NuA4 histone acetyltransferase complex. Gene Ontology annotation, biological process: box C/D snoRNP assembly; regulation of transcription by RNA polymerase II; chromatin remodeling.
AAAGUGCUAGAAGGAAAACCGCGUUGGUGGCGCGUCGCUCGGUUGGGUCGGUCGGUUCGAGGCGAGCGAGGACGAGAGCAAGAUGAAGAUCGAAGAGGUGAAGAGCACCACCAAGACGCAACGGAUAGCCAGCCACAGCCACGUGAAGGGUCUGGGCCUCGACGACACCGGCGUGGCCAAAGCGGCGGCGGCUGGCCUGGUGGGGCAGGAGAACGCCAGAGAGGCAUGUGGAAUUAUAGUGGAGCUGAUUAGAAGUAAGAAAAUGGCUGGCAGAGCUAUUUUAUUGGCUGGACCUCCAGGAACUGGCAAGACAGCUUUGGCUCUAGCCAUUGCACAGGAGCUGGGGAGUAAAGUCCCUUUCUGUCCCAUGGUGGGGAGUGAAGUGUACUCCACUGAAAUCAAGAAAACAGAAGUGUUGAUGGAAAACUUCAGACGAGCCAUUGGACUCCGCAUAAAAGAGACGAAAGAGGUUUACGAAGGCGAGGUCACGGAACUAACUCCUUGUGAGACAGAGAAUCCUAUGGGUGGCUAUGGGAAAACAGUCAGCCACGUUAUCAUAGGUCUAAAGACAGCAAAAGGCACUAAACAGCUGAAGCUUGACCCAAGUAUCUACGAGAGUCUUCAGAAGGAACGUGUUGAAGUUGGAGACGUGAUUUACAUUGAAGCAAACAGUGGGGCAGUUAAGAGGCAAGGCAGGUGUGAUACAUACGCCACGGAAUUUGACCUUGAAGCCGAGGAGUAUGUUCCCCUGCCAAAGGGCGAUGUGCACAAGAAGAAAGAGAUCAUACAGGACGUUACAUUGCACGAUCUCGAUGUAGCGAACGCAAGGCCACAGGGAGGGCAAGAUAUACUAUCCAUGAUGGGGCAGCUAAUGAAACCAAAGAAGACUGAAAUCACAGAUAAACUGAGAGGCGAAAUUAACAAGGUCGUUAAUAAGUACAUUGAUCAAGGCAUUGCUGAACUGGUUCCAGGGGUGCUUUUCAUCGAUGAAGUUCCUAUGCUUGACAUUGAGUGUUUCACUUACCUACACCGAGCCCUGGAAUCCACCAUUGCACCAAUCGUCAUUUUUGCCACAAACCGAGGAAACUGUGUUAUUCGGGGUACAGAGGAUAUCGUGUCACCUCAUGGAAUUCCACUUGAUCUCCUGGACAGAGUCAUGAUUAUCCGCACAAUGAUGUACACUCCAGAAGAGAUGAUGCAGAUAAUCAAGAUCCGAGCGCAGACAGAAGGAAUCAGCAUCAGUGACGAGGCCUUGCAUCACCUGGGUGAAAUCGGCACGAAGACAACUCUGCGGUACGCUGUGCAACUACUGACACCUGCCAACCUACUGGCACGCAUCAAUGGGAAGGACAGCAUUGAGAAGGAACACAUGGAGGAGAUCAAUGAACUCUUCUACGAUGCCAAGUCAUCUGCGAAGAUCCUCGCCGAGCAUGGGGAGAAGUACAUGAAAUGAGCGUUAGUGCUGCAGAGGCAGACGGUGGGCACAGUGGACAGUGCUGCCGAGAUUUUCCCCGUAGAUUUCAUCUAUUGUUUGUGUAAGAUUUUUCCUAAAGUAUAAAAAUUUCUUUGUUUAUUAAAUAAAAGCUUUU